AAGUAAGUAAGGACAAGCCUGGCAACCAUCGUUUGGUCGCUAUGAGCCAUGGAUGACGCCGACCCAGAACUGCAGGCCGCCCUCGCCCUGUCGCGGGCCGAGCUCCCGGCGCCCAGGCAUGAGGACGAGCUGGAACGCGCCAUUGCGGCUUCUCUGCUGGAGGCAGCGCCGGAGCGUACCCCCUCGCACGCCUCAGAGGAUGUACUUCGAGCGCUGCAGCUGUCGCAGGAGGAGAGCACACAAAGGACCAGAAGAGGAGGGACCUGCUGCGAAAGCAGGAGAGGACGACUCCGAGCUUUUUCAGGCGGCGCUGCGUGCCAGCCGGGUGGACCUGGGGCCCAGAGGCAUCUCCCAGGCGGCGAAGAUCAUGGCCACAGGGGAUGAGAAGUUGGGCCAACAAGCGCUCGCCAAGCCGAAAUGUGCUUCGAGGCAGAGCUCCCGUGGCUUCAAGCCCGACGACUCCCCAGGCGGCUCCAGCCCGGCGAGUGCCAGAAGCGCCUCCAGCCCGGCGAGCGCCAUGCUGCCCAAGCGCGCAGGCGCGAGCGCCGCACUGCGCGAUACCGGCAAAGCUCUGGCGCGGAAGUGACCCGAGAA
Molecule: messenger RNA, 594 nt
Organism: Effrenium voratum
Lineage: Eukaryota; Dinophyceae; Suessiales; Symbiodiniaceae
Source: the annotation of a GenBank genome assembly